This is a messenger RNA of Chara braunii, 1936 nucleotides long. Lineage: Eukaryota; Viridiplantae; Streptophyta; Charophyceae; Charales; Characeae. The record is from the annotation of a GenBank genome assembly.
UCGCGUGGCUCGCCUACACGGGUCGCGAGGGAACAUGUUUGCGCGAGGGACGGGCCGUGGGAAGAAGCGCGAAGGACUGCCUGACGACAGCCAAGUGACUAGAAAAGGUCGGAGGCAUGUCCCGAAGGCGAAGAGGCUGCGGUCGGACGAUGCGUCGACAAGGGUCCCUCUUGGAGGAGCGCAAGGUUGGGCGGCAGAAGCGGGGGGCGACUACGACGACGACUUCGCGACUGACAAAGAUCAGGCACAUGCGACUGCGUCUGGAGUUCGGGAGACUGGAGGGCAACGACAAUCUGAUCACAACGCUUCGAAAAGGCUGAUGACCACUCCACCCGAGACGAAGCAAGUGCGCACCCGCGACAGGCGGACUGACGACGCUGACGUCGACAAUGUUGGUGACGACGAUGACGAGCCCUUGGAAAGACGCCGCCUGCGCAGUCGCACAACAGCCACCCCGCCGCCGGCGGCUUCAGGCCACACUCUCGCUGGAGAAACGACAGUCACGGGUAGGCUGCCCACCACCACGGCUGCGCCACGUCCUCGCAACACGGCUGCUGAAGGAGGGUCCGUCCAACGGGGUGGCGGUGGGGUAGUCGCGGCGCACGCGGGCGCAGUUGGGGUUGAGGCGGCAGGUGCCGCGGGCGCAGUUGCGGGUGUUUCAGGCAGUGCGCCCCCAGUUGCGGCGGCGAGAGAGGAGGGAGCAAUUGUGGCGAUGGCGAGGGACGACGCGCAUGGAGAGAAGAGGAGUGAUCGGGAGGGCGGCGAAGCUGGUUCGAACAGGCCGCGUAGGGGAGUGUUGACAAAUGACCUCGUAGACCGUGCCGUCCUUUGGGUCGACGACAAACCUUUCUGGACGACGGGGGAGGGGCGAAGACUCUACAACAUCGUACACGAGACAAGAGAGUACUUCGUCGCCAUCGCCAGAGGACUUCCACCGCCUGCGAUCCCUCGAAGCGUUGUGAUGCCCAAAUCCAGCACGCGGAUAGCCAGAAUCGCCGACCCGUCGCAACUGCAACAAGCGACCUCCUGUGCGUCGGCAGUGGAGAACAUCGCUCUCCGCGUAUUGCACGGCUGGGUUUUCAAGUCCAGGAACCGCCCGAGGGGUUACAAUCUUGCUUUCCAGUACGCGCUGGAGUCCGUGGCGGCGGACAUAGCGCGAGCUAUGUGGUACGGUGAGGAGUGGUGCAACGUCGUCAGCCCUGCGGUUUGCGCACACACAAUAGAUCUCUCCAUGGACUUGCCGCUGUGGUUCGCGGGCAUGAACGUCGAGAACAGACCGGACGAUGAUGACAUGGCGGCGUACCAGGAGUCCACCAUCAUCUGCGUCGCGCAUGCGUUCCUGGCGGUGGUGCAAAUGGGGGCAGUCAUCGACGGCGAGUUCAUCUCGCACGAUCGUCUUUGUCGAGUGGCUGACUGCUUUAGACUGUUGUUGGCGGCGUGCAUGUGGAUAAUGCGCAUGGCGGGAGACGAUCCGCGCAGCCACUUUGAAGCUUUCUACUUCGCGACGCUGGUGUCGAGGCCCACACUCGUGGCGUCCAUGCAUCGAUCGUUCAACCAUCGUCGAUCUGUUGGCCUCGCCGUGAAAGCCGUCACGGAAAGGCUCGGGAAGGCAAACGCCACGUUUGGAGAGCACCCUGACUACCUUCCUCGAUGGGUAGACCGCGGCAUUGUGUUCAGACACGGCGCAAGGAUUGACGGGCCGGAGGGAGCUAAGAAGCUCGAUUGGUUGGGUUCGGGGCCCGCCGAUGAUGACAACGACGACGACGACAAGGGUGACGCGUAGAGGAGGGGGAGGUGGGCGGUACGACUGGGCGGGUGAGUGGAUGUGUAGUGUGCAGGUCGUCGUAGUCGACGACGGGUACGUUAAAGACACUCGUGUGUUUUGUGUUUAUCAUCCGAGUUGGAUCGAUAAGCAAAUCGUAAGCGCUUUCAGCGC